Molecule: messenger RNA, 1911 nt
Organism: Entrophospora sp. SA101
Lineage: Eukaryota; Fungi; Glomeromycota; Glomeromycetes; Entrophosporales; Entrophosporaceae
Source: the annotation of a GenBank genome assembly
AUGGUGUUGAUUGUAUCAUCUGAAAAUGAAAGUCAAGUUAUAGAUCAACUUCAAGAAUCUGAUAGCGACGAAAUUGUCAUUGAAGAAUUUCUUGAUGGACAAGAAUUGAGUAUAUUAACUUUUUCUGAUGGAUAUACCAUAGUAUCUCUUCCUCCUGCACAAGAUCAUAAAAGAAUUUUUGAUGGUGAUCAGGGGCCAAAUACUGGUGGAAUGGGUUGUUAUUGUCCAGCUCCUAUUGCAACUCCAGAACUUUUACAGCAAAUAAAUUCUACAAUACUUCAACCUACUAUUGAUGGACUGCGUCAUGAUGGUUAUCCAUUUGUUGGCAUGCUUUUUACUGGUUUGAUGGUAACUGGAGAUGGACCUAAAAUAUUAUCAGGUUAUCCAUUUGUUGGCAUGCUUUUUACUGGUUUGAUGGUAACUGGAGAUGGACCUAAAGUACUAGAAUAUAAUGUUCGUUUUGGAGAUCCUGAAACAGAAACAGUCUUGCCAUUAUUGAGUGAUGAUACUGAUUUAGCUGAAAUAAUGAUGGCAUGUAUUGAACGUAGAUUGGAUUCGAUUAAGAUCAAUAUCAAACCAGGACAUUCUGCGACUGUUAUUAUAGCAUCGGGUGGUUAUCCUGGUAGUUAUGCUAAAGGGAAAGAAAUUACAUUUCAAAAUCUUCAAUCUGACACAUUAAUUUUUCAUGCUGGUACAAUUAGAAAAAAUAAUAAACUAGUUACUUCUGGUGGACGUGUAUUAGCAGUUACUGGAGUUGCUUCAACAUUAAGAGAUGCGGUUGAUAAAGCAUAUAAAGAUUUAAAAAAUAUUAAUUUUGAAAAUAUGUAUUAUAGAAAAGACAUCGCACAUCGUGCUUUUAAACAUAUCUCGAACAAUCCAUCUGCUAACAGUGAAGAGGUAAUGACAUAUGCAUCUGCUGGUGUUUCUAUUGAUUCAGGAAAUUUGCUCGUUCAAAAAAUUAAAUCACUGGUAAAGAAAACUGAAAGAGUUGGUUCCAAUUGUGAGCUAGGAGGAUUUGGUGGUUUGUUUGAUUUAAAGGCUACAGGCUUUAAAGAUCCAAUAUUAAUAGCCACAACAGAUGGUGUUGGCACUAAAUUGAAAAUUGCGCAAGAAACAAGAAUUCAUAAUACAAUUGGCGCUGAACCUUUAUUUUUGCUUGACUAUUAUGCAUGUGGAAAAUUAAAUGUUGAUGUUGCCAAGAAUGUGGUUGAAGGCAUUGCUAACGGAUGCCAUGAAUCUGGAUGUGCUUUAAUUGGAGGUGAAACUUCAGAGAUGCCAGGAAUUUACAAAGAUGAAGAGUAUGAUUUGGCAGGAUUUGCAGUUGGAGCUGUAGAACGUGAAAAUCUGUUACCACGUGUGUCAGAUAUCAAGGUUAACGAUAUACUUAUUGGACUAGCUUCUUCAGGAAUUCAUUCCAACGGAUUUUCAUUGAUUCGAAAGAUUAUAACAAAAAAGAAUUUAAAAUAUGAAUCAACAUGUCCAUGGGAUUCAAAAACAUCAUUAGGUAAAAGUCUUCUUACACCAACCAAAAUUUACGUUAAACAAUUAUUACCAUUGAUUAAAAAUAAAAAGAAACUUGUUAAAGCGAUGAUUCAUAUUACUGGUGGUGGUUUUGUGGAUAAUAUACCAAGAGUUUUGCCUGAAAAUCUUGGUGUAAAUAUAAAUUCAAAAUCAUGGGAAUUACCUCAAGUAUUCAAAUGGCUGACAAGUAAUGGAAAUAUACCAUCAGAUGAAUUAUAUCGAACGUUCAAUUGUGGAAUUGGAAUGGUGUUGAUUGUAUCAUCUGAAAAUGAAAGUCAAGUUAUAGAUCAACUUCAAGAAUCUGAUAGUGAUACCAAGAUUUAUAAAAUUGGACAUGUGAUUGAAAGACAAAAUAAUAAUGAAAAACGAAUUAUAAUUGAGGGAAUCUAA